UGACGGCAAGUGCUGCUUGAACCCAGUUGGACCAAGUGUCGUGGCGAUUUCUCCUUGAGAAUUGUCGCGACGGCAACUGGCUUCUCGGCUACCGUUGUCUUCUCUCGACCAGUUGAAGAACUGGAAGCAAACCAUCGGCGACCAAGAGAGAAGCGAGCCGCAGUCCAGCGCGGACCAUUUUUUGAUACGUCGGUGGAAACACGCCUUUAGCAUCAUCAACCCGAACAAGGAAAUAUCCGAUCCGUGUAAGUGCACAGAUCACAGAUGUGCCUGCGCCUCGACGGGACAACUUGUCUCGGUAUACGCCCGCUAACAGGCCUUCAUCCAGUGUCGAUAAUGCCAAUAAUCUCACAGGCGCCUCCACCACAGCCAGCACUAAAGCGCUCGAGGCCAUCGGAACCUCAGUCCCCAACGCCGUCCUCUUCAAGCCAGCGGCACAAGAAGCGGAGGAGCAGCCCCUCGUCUACCGGCCAACGACGAGACAAGAGACGGAGGGAGGUCAAAGCGGUGAUCGACGGCGUACCGAAUAAUCCAAGAGUAAUUGAGGAAGAUGGAGACGGUGGCGUGACAUGCGAAACAUUGUUGCCGCAGCCAAAGCUUAUCGACCGCGCAACUCUGGAUUGGGGCUUCCUCAGUAUGCAAGCCCCACGGUCAUACAGCGCACUCACAAUGGGCCAGGGUGGGAUGGACUUGUCGGAGGCUUCUACCCUCCUCGGGUCUUGGGAUACACCGAAGCCGGCGUCGACGGCCGUCUUUUCAGACGCGAUCAUGUUCAAUGACUGCCCUUCGCCAUCCACUAUGCUCCCCCCUGUGUCCCCCCUGGAAAACCGCUCGGCACAGCAGGAGACGUUUGGGACCAUGGGCAAUGCGGGCGAGGGCGGUGCCGUGGAUCCCCCACAAUAUAACCCUGAGACUGAGGAAGAGAACUGGGACUUGGUUUAUUAGUGAACUAUCUAGCUUGCUGCCGUGGAAGCCAACGCUGGGCGCCU
This is a messenger RNA of Thermothelomyces thermophilus ATCC 42464, 989 nucleotides long. RefSeq lists its product as uncharacterized. The record is from RefSeq and is a predicted model, not a curated record. The transcript has a single exon. The coding region runs from base 337 to 945 and encodes 202 amino acids. NCBI's taxonomy places the organism in Eukaryota, Fungi, Ascomycota, Sordariomycetes, Sordariales, Chaetomiaceae.